GACAUAUUUUUUGCCGGCCGUAUGGUAAACGAUGUAAUAAAGGGAGAUAUAAGAAACAAUGCAGAGAUGAAAAUAGUUCUUGUACAUGGAAAACCCCAUCUAUGCCUGUUUGCCACCAAAGACAUUUCAGUAAAUGAGGAGCUGCGGUUCGAUUACGGAGUGCCAAAUUUACCAUGGAGAAAGGCUGGUGAAGACCUUGUCAAUCACGAGGGAAACGCCGUACCAAAUGUGAAGUCACAGAAAGAUACUACUCGUUUGUCUGAUGAAGACGUGGCCCAUGAAGUUAGAAAUUGCGUCAGACAUUUGGAGUCCCAAGCUGAAAUUUUUGCUGAUGAAGACGUAGUCUACGAAGAUGGAAAUAGUCUGAGAACCGUGGAUUCACGGAACGAUACCUUGGCUGAUCAAGACAUGAUCCACAAAUUAGAAAAUGACGCCAGACUUGUGGAACAAUCCCAAACCGGAGUUAAAGCUAAUGAAAACAUGAGCCAUAAAUUCAGAAAAGACGUCAGACCUGUGGAACAGUGCAAAGCUGAAGUUGAAGUAAUUUCUACAUUAAUACACAUUAAGUGAUAUCAGCAGAGAAUGAUAUUUUACAGAAAAUGUUAAAAGGACACUUAACUGUCUACCUAUUGUUAAUGGGAAGUCAUUACAUGUCACAGAAGACACAUUCGCAGGGAUCGACAUUAACUUUUGAAGCCAUUUGUCCGGUCGGACAAGCAGACCAAAAUUUCACUUGUCCUCACCAAAAAGCAACUUGUCCUGACCAUUAUACUUUAUUCUGCUCAGUACUUUGCAAAAUAAUGAAAUAAUACAAAAUGCUCAAAUCAAAAAGACUUUAAUCGUUCAAAAUACAUGUUAAGAUAAUUGUAGGCAAUGCAAAAAAAACUGACUAGAAUAACAGGAAAACUCAAGAUUAUUGAUUUUUAAACAUUAUACAACGCCAUAAUACCUGACAAAAACUUGUGUUUUGCCACAAUUAAGCAGAAAGUGUUCAAAUUGACGAAAAACCAAAGGAAAGCAGAUUAGACAUUUUUAAGCAGACGACAUUGUACUAACGAAAACAACCACAAAUGGGAAUGGUGUUGUAAAAUUCUUUCUAUACAUAGAGAUGACGUCACUACGUUAAUUG
This is a messenger RNA of Dreissena polymorpha, 1129 nucleotides long. RefSeq lists its product as uncharacterized. Lineage: Eukaryota; Metazoa; Mollusca; Bivalvia; Myida; Dreissenidae. The record is from RefSeq and is a predicted model, not a curated record. Gene Ontology annotation, molecular function: protein binding. The transcript has 6 exons. The coding region runs from base 22 to 570 and encodes 182 amino acids.